This is a messenger RNA of Cololabis saira (Pacific saury), 2380 nucleotides long. Its product is annotated as putative fibroblast growth factor 1. Gene Ontology annotation, biological process: fibroblast growth factor receptor signaling pathway; regulation of cell migration; animal organ morphogenesis. Gene Ontology annotation, molecular function: fibroblast growth factor receptor binding; growth factor activity. Lineage: Eukaryota; Metazoa; Chordata; Actinopteri; Beloniformes; Belonidae. Gene Ontology annotation, cellular component: cytoplasm. The coding region runs from base 201 to 656 and encodes 151 amino acids. The record is from RefSeq and is a predicted model, not a curated record. The transcript has 4 exons.
AUGCUGAACACACUCGGACUGAAGCCUAUAAAGUCCAGACAAGAAGGGGAACAUUUGACGUGUGUUUGUUUCACCCAAACGUUUGUUGAAAGAAGGAAAAGCAGGAGAUCCCGGGUCAUCAGGAGGGCAGUCACAUCCAUUCCUCUCAGACUCAGGGACAGCACUCACUCGCCUCACUCGUGCCUCAGCCUCGGUUUGGGAUGUCUGAGGGCGACGUCACCCUGCUGCCCUUUGGCCCCGGGACUCCGGACGUGUCCAGGCAAGAGCAGCGCACGCUGACCCGGCUCUACAGCCAGAACGGAGGGUAUCACCUGAGGAUCUUACCGGACGGGACCGUGACCGGCGGGAGGCAGGAAAACGACACAUACGACAUCCUGAGGCUGAAGGCUGUGAGCGUGGGAGUGGUGGUCAUCAGAGGAGAAGUGACAGGAAGGUUCUUGGCCAUGAACAGAAAAGGACGGCUCUACGGAUCACAAGCGCUGAACGAUGAGUGCUACUUCCUGGAGAAGUACGAGGAGAACCACUACAACACAUAUCGCUCUCAGAAAUACAGAUGGUACGUGGCUUUGAAGAGGAACGGCCAGCCUAAAGCGGGACCCGACACCCACCAGGGUCAGAAGGCCGUAUUCUUCCUGCCCAGGUCUGCAGGCGUUUGAACACACUUAUUAGUCUGAGCAGUGUUGUGCUGGAGGAAGGUUUGUAAAGGUUAUGUAAAAUCAGUCCAUGUUAGUAAAACCUGAGGCAAAGUUAAAAAAAAAAGGUCCAGCUUUAUAUAAGUGCUGACAAUCUAAUGUUUGAUCAUAUGAGCUGGGAUUGCUCUCAGUUUAUAAUUACACUCUUUAAACAGCACCAAACAAAUAUAUCAAGCGUCGGUGGUUGUCCUGGUAGGUAAUUGAGUGUCUUCUUUGAGCCUUGGUUUGAAAUGCCACUGCUGGGAGAACGAAAUGUGCAAAACACGAAAAUAGCUGGGGACAGAUGAUGUCUGGAGUGGAGAGAAACAACAAAGCAUCGAAAACCAAACUGAAUCCAGUGUCUGCACAAGCUAUUCUUCAACAGCGUGGCUUUUCUGGGGCGUCUGAGAAGCUGCUACUGUACAAGCUGGAACGACACCUUCUCCUGGGACUACCACACAAUAUUAGUACAGGGUUAAAACCCAAAACUUUCCAGAGCUGGUAUAGUGUCACUAUUGUACUGCAAUGCAGAGGUGUCAAGUAACAAAGUACAAAUACUUCGUUACCUUACUUAAGUAGAAAUGUUGGUUAUCUAUACUUCACUGGAGUAAUUAUUUUUCAGACGACUUUUUACUUUUACUCCUUACAUUUUCACGCAAUUAUCUGUACUUUUUACUCCUUACAUUUUAAAAACAGCCUCGUUACUCUAUUUUAUUUCGGCCUUUAAAAUAAAAGCUAUCCAGUUAAAUUGCUCCAUCCGGAUAGAGUGAAUUUGGUUGUGGUUGUUUCAGAUGUUCUUGUCCAGUUUUGUUCUUACAUCCGUUCCCUCAGAUUCCUGCAACUAAACUUGGAUGUACAUUCCAAUAAAGGUUAGGAUAAAUGAUAACGUGCCUCUGAAGUUUGACUUUUUGCACCAUUACAAUACUUAUAGGCAACUAGUCAUCAUAUCUGCUGCUCUCUGAAACACAUGUUAAUGCUCAAUAGUACACAGAUAUGCUUCUUUAAUAUAUUUGCAUUAUACUAAGAUGCAUUCAUUUUCAAUGGCUAAGUAGUUUUGAAACCAGUACUUUUAUACUUUUACUUGAGUAAAAAACUUGAGUUGAUACUUCAACUUCUACAGGAGUAUUUUUAAACUCUAGUAUCUAUACUUCUACCUGAGUAAUGAAUGUGAAUACUGAAGACACCUCUGCUGCAAUGCUUGAGAACGAUUGUUUAUGGUGACGUUGGAAUAUAAUUAUUGAUCAUAAUUAUAUUGGGUUGAUGUGAAUCUGUUGUGAAGUUUCAAUUCUACAGUCCGUGUUGUUAUAAUAUAUAUGUUAUAUAUAUGUUAUAAUCUGGGUGUGUGUUCACAUAGGUGAGAAACUACUGUGAGGACGUACUGAAAGUGAUUUGAUUGUGGUUGUGAGUAAGUAGUGCUGGAUCAAAUGGACCAUUCUCUCUCAACUGUUGCACAGCAGUUUCUGUAAAACUGCAAAAUAGUAUGUUACUGUAACAUUAUAAUAUGAAUAUUGUGAAUAUUUAUUAAGUUUUUCAUCUAAAAAUAAUCAUUUUACUCAACACUGAAACACGCUUUCUUAAGAUAAUUUAUGCAUAUAGUAAAGCAGGAAAAAGGUAACUUGAUCACCUUUUCACAAGUAAUACAUAUUGUAUUAAAUGUAUUUAGAUAUGUCUUAUAUGUCUGUAUUAUAAAUGAAACCUAAAUAAAUGGU